Messenger RNA from Leptopilina boulardi, 3757 nucleotides. RefSeq names its product 14-3-3 protein zeta (gene 14-3-3zeta). The transcript is spliced from 6 exons. Gene Ontology annotation, biological process: signal transduction. Gene Ontology annotation, cellular component: cytoplasm. NCBI's taxonomy places the organism in Eukaryota, Metazoa, Arthropoda, Insecta, Hymenoptera, Figitidae. Bases 255 to 998 code for a protein of 247 amino acids. The record is from RefSeq and is a predicted model, not a curated record.
UGAACGCAGUCCAAUAUGGCGGUUUCCGCUGAUCACGACAGUGCACUCCGCAAGAUCGUAGUAGACGGGAGCUGUUGAAGUACGCCGAAGCCGAUUUUCCAGGCCACUAACUGCACUCAAAAGGUGAGCUGGCAUCACGAUAUAAAUAUUGAGUACAUAUAUUGAGAAUAUUUGUGCUCUAAAAACUCGAUUAUUGAUUCUCGAUCAGCAGUGUGGUCACAUUUGAAUAGAGCCCCUAUUGUACAGCUGACACAAUGUCCGUGGACAAAGAAGAAUUGGUGCAGCGCGCGAAGCUUGCUGAACAGGCAGAGAGGUACGAUGACAUGGCAGCGGCAAUGAAGGCCGUCACCGAGACGGGAGUCGAAUUAUCAAAUGAGGAAAGGAACUUGCUCUCGGUCGCAUACAAGAACGUUGUCGGAGCGAGGCGUAGCUCGUGGCGAGUAAUCUCAUCAAUUGAGCAAAAGACCGAAGGCUCCGAACGUAAACAGCAGAUGGCUAAGGAAUAUCGGGAAAAAGUUGAAAAGGAACUUCGCGAGAUUUGCUACGAUGUUCUGGGUCUCCUCGACAAGUACCUGAUACCCAAGGCCAGCAAUGCUGAGAGCAAAGUAUUCUACCUCAAAAUGAAGGGAGAUUACUACAGGUAUCUAGCAGAAGUUGCCACUGGUGACUCCAGAAAUGCUGUCGUAGAAGACAGCCAGAAGGCAUACCAGGACGCGUUUGAAAUCAGCAAGUCGAAGAUGCAGCCGACCCACCCCAUCAGGCUAGGCUUAGCUCUCAACUUUUCAGUGUUCUAUUACGAAAUUUUGAAUUCGCCAGAUAAGGCCUGCCAAUUGGCCAAACAGGCGUUCGAUGACGCGAUCGCGGAACUGGACACAUUGAACGAAGACAGCUAUAAAGAUUCCACGUUAAUCAUGCAGUUGUUGCGCGACAACCUCACUCUCUGGACCAGUGACACGCAGGGUGAUGGGGAUGAACCACAGGAGACCGGCGACAACUAACCCUCCUAAGCUUAAGUCCUAUCCUUUCUAAUCUAAUAAGAAAACAUCCUAUUCUCUAUCGUCCCCCGUCCUCUCAAGAGCUCACCCACCUACCUACCACUCAACAAUCCAUCCACCCACCAUCUGUCGUUUUGUCCUUCGUGUAACCUAUCCUCUUUUUUUUUUUUUGUUUUUUUUAUUUUGUUUCCCUAUAUACAAGAUACCUCCGAAUUUUUCUCUUCCUUUCCCUACAAUUUUUUUUUUCUUUUACAUUCUGAAAUUGACCCCUCUCUCUCUCUUACUCUCUCUCUCUUUCUCUCCUUACACAAUUGCACGUUGCCGCCGAUGCCGACGUAACUACUAUUCUGCCUAUUUCUGAAUCCAAUAAUCCUCCAGCUAAUCUUCAAUUCGAAGCAAAGAAGUAGGACUUCCGUCAUCGUUUUCCUCUUCGUCUCUCAUUACUGAGGAUCAUCGACGACACAAAUGACGAGAGAAGCUAAUGGCACACGAUUACUUAAUAAAAAAGGAAACAAAAACGAAAUCAUGAAAUUUUAAUUAAAUAUUCUUAUCACAACGCAAAGAAAAAGGGAGAUAUAAUUGAAAUAAGAUGUGCAAUUUUUUUUUUUGUAUAGUCCACUUCUGAGAAUAUUAAACACUGUUUUAUAUACAGUCCACUUCUAAGAAUAUUAAACAUAAUCUAUAUCAAACGAUAUUAUUUGGAAGAAAAUUUCAUUCUACUUUCCUUACCCCCUGAGUGCUUUCCUUUAAUAUAAUAUCAUAUUAAUUUUAGUCAAGUCGUAAGGAGAGUUAUUAAAAAAAAUCACCAUUCAUCAUCCAAAUAAUAUCAUUUGAAGAUUUUGAUAUACAAAAAAAAAUGUACAUUUAUUAUCAAACUUUUUCUUUUUUAAUUCUCGUCUCGUCAAAUGCUUCUCUCUCAUUGUAAAAUCUUCACAAUUUUUUUUUUUAUUCUCGUUCAAAUCAGACUUCCGAUGUAUAUUUUUCUUGUUUUUUUUUUGUUUUUUUUUAGUUCGUCGUUACCGGCGUCGUUAUUUUGUAACUAAUUUAGUGACAAAGUAAAGGAGAUUGAAUCCUGGAAGAAUUGUUGUUUUAAAAAAGCACGUCAAUGUUGAUUCGAAAUUUCCAAGUUUUUUUGUUUUUUUUUUUUGUUUUUUUUUUUUUUUUUGGAAAACAGGUAUAUUAUACAUAAAAUAUUUAUCCAAAGAAUGGAUGGAAAAAAAAAUAUCUUUGUUAAGAUUAGUUUUUUUGUCAAUUGUACAAUCGUGAAAGUAUAAAAGGAAAACAUUUUAAACGUUUGUAAUUUAUCAUUAUGUCUCUCUCUCUCAGUAUUUUGGUUGUGCAUUUUUCUCAGGAACAUUUUUUUUCUUGUCUAUAGAAAAAUUUUGAACUCCAGAUGAAAUUUCUUAUAUAUAAAGAAAAAACAUUAAAAAAAAAAUUUAAUUGGCUAAAAUUGUGUUUUUUUUUUUUUUUGUUAAAUCAAGAGCAUUCCAAAAGUUAAAAAAAAACAAGUUAAACUUGAAAAAGCUCACUACACCCGCCAAUAUAUCCUAAGAGAAAAAAAAACACCCUCUUUUUGUGAAAAGUUUCUCUAGUUAAUAUAUAUGCGUAACAUAUAUUUCAUUAUAUGUAUAAAACGCGUGUGUGUAUAAACCUAGCGAUAUAAACAGGAGACAAAAAAUAACGAUAAUUAUCGAUAUUACACGUUUUGCUGUUGUCGUGUUGGUAUUUUUUUUCGAUGUAUCGAUGUCAGUCGCAACAUGAGAGAUCUCAGCAGAGAGCAAUGCACAAUUUCAAAAAAAAAAAAAAAAAAAGAAACAAAAAUCGAAACAUAUUUUGGCUAACAAAAAAUAUGAAUAAUAAUUAAAAAAAAUUAAAUCGUUGGUAAUCGUUGCUCGAUGAAGAGGAAGCAUAAAUAAAAUAUUUUAGAGUUUUUAACAAAAAAAAAAAAUAACCUUCGAGGAUUCUUUUAAAUAUUUUGUCAUUUUUUUUCUUUUUAAGUAGACACUCGUCAGGUCAACUGGUGUCGGUAAGAGAGGGAUGAGAGGGGGGGAGGUCAAUUUUUAGGGUGUGAGAAUUCGCGCCAGCGGGCCUUCGAUUGUACUUUUUACAUCCCCCCCCCCCCCGUAAUUAAUCUCCUUGUGAAAAUCCCUUAUAUUGGAGUUCUCAAUUAGUCAUUUCUCCAAAAAAAAAACCCCGAACGCAAUUUAAUAAAUAAAAAAAACAAACUCGAGUUUCACGCUCGACUAUCGGAAGAGCAAAUGCACACACAUUUAGCGGCAAGGAUUUCGCGCCUGUUACAUAUAACCCAGUGUUGUAUUGGAUAAUGAAUCUUUUUUUUAUAUAAAUAUAUAUAUAUAAAUAUAAAUAUAUUAUUAUAUAUUCUUUUUUUUUCUUAUUUUAUACUUUUUCGAGCUUCUUCCACGAGACGUGUCGAGUGCGUUAUAUUAACAUAAUAUUUGACAAAUUGAGAAUUAUCACACGCGCGUCAUUCUUUUUUCCCCAGUCGAUUCUGAUUUUUUUUUUCUUUCUUUUUUUCUGUUUUUUCAUCACGCGAACCCUUUCCACCUCGACACAAAACCAACGACACUAAAAAAAAAAAAAAAAAAUCCCAUAUUCAUCCUCGAUUAUCCCUCGUCCCCGAAUUACGUUGUUCUAUUUGUAUUUAUCAUCAAAAAACCAUCGUAAUUGUAAAUUAUAAUUAUUAUUAUAAACGUUUACACGAAAUAAUAAAUUCUGAUAAAAUGUCUGAAAAAAAACCAUAA